Caretta caretta (loggerhead turtle) is the source of this 5135-nucleotide messenger RNA. It is a transcript of the gene MXRA7, whose product is annotated as matrix remodeling associated 7. NCBI's taxonomy places the organism in Eukaryota, Metazoa, Chordata, Testudines, Cheloniidae. The record is from RefSeq and is a predicted model, not a curated record.
UUAAAUUAAUAACUCGAUGAGUCCCGGAACUUUCUGGAAAGAGCCUUUUGGACCCAGCCCGCUUCUGGCAGAGCUGACCAUUUCCAUCAGGCUAGCGUGCUCAUUCCCAACAUCACCCCCCCGGGGCGGGGGCGGGGGGGGAACCCCUUUCCUAGGGGAGUGGAAACCCGGUUCUCAGUGCUCUGCGGGGGCUGGACCCGGGCUGAGAACACGCUGAAGGAGAAAGGGGGAGAGAGAAAACCUGCUAACUUGGGCUGCCUGCGCGGUGGGAAGGCAGCGGUGGGCAGGGCUCUGGGAAGUGACGCUGCUGCUGGGUAUGUUGUGAAACCCUAUCCAGCUUUAGCAGAGCCGGGAUUUCGCUCACAGCUGCGGGUAGAUUGCGCUGCCCCUUGAAAUUAACCAGAGCUGGUCAGUUGUUCCCAGGCAGCAGCCGCGCAGGGGAGCCAGACCAAAAAAACAAGCAACGCCCUUGGGUCCAUUGCAAAUCGGCUCCUGCCCAGAGAUGGAUGUGGCCGUGGAUCUGUACCUGGCGGUCCCGCUGCUGUUCACGGUCCUGGCUGUGAUCCUGGCUUCGGUCUUUGUGAAGCUGAGAGCGGCUGACGGGGACAAAGCUGCCGAGCCAGCCAAGGGGGAAGGGUCCCAGGGCAAGGAGGCAGGGGCCAGCGCGGCAGCCGAGCCGGGGGAGGAAAGGAAGGAUGGCGAGGGGGAAGGGAAGGAGGGAGACGCGCUGAAGGAGGAGGGGAUCCCGAGGGGGGAGAAGGGCGAGGAAGGAGCGAAGGACGAGGGGAGAAGGAUCGUGGUGGAGGAGAUUGGGGCUGAAGAGGGGAAGGCGAAGAGAGCCGCGGAGAACGAAGAGCCGCGGCCCGAGGAGGAGGCGGUGGUGGUGGUAGCAAGGACUGCAAAAGCGGACCAGCAGGGUCACCCUCAGGAGAUGAACGUCCCCCGCCAGGCUGCUGAGGCGGUGGAGGAGGAAGAAGAAGAGGAGGAGGAGGAGGAGGAGAGCAAGGAGGAAGAUCAAGCCUGGGAAAAAGAGAGACUGGUGGUGAAGGAACCAGAGCUGGACGAUGCGGACGAGCAGAUCUCCUUUAAAUACAGCCCCGGAAAGCUGAGGGGGAACCAGUAUAAGACAAUGAUGACCAAAGAAGAACUCGAGGAGGAGCAAAGGGUUCAGAGAGAGCAGCUGACUGCCAUCUUCAGGCUCAUGAAGGAAAACAGUGAGACAUUUGGAGAGAUGACGGAAGGAGACAUGAAGGAGCAGCUUAAACUUUAUGACAUGUAGGCUCACAGCCAUUACAGUCUAUGGCCUGCCAGCUGCCUCAGCCCUUAUCAUAUGAGACACUGGAGACUAGUGCUAUAAAACUGUCACUAAAUGCAUAAUCAGUUUCAUAUUUUGGAUGGUUUGCAAAAAUGAAUAGGCCUCUUUCAAAUAUUUCAAAGACUUGUAAUUUCUAUCUUUACUGGUUUUCCUAAAGGAGCUAUUGCUGUAUUUUCAUCUCAUGCAGAGAUAUUUCAACUCUUUCUGACCAGUUAGUAAGAGUCAGACCAUACAGCAUGGUGAAAUCUGUAACUGUAUUCUGAGUAUGCUUUGUAAGUAUGUAUUUCUUCACUCUGAUCCUCCAUCAUCUUGGUGUCUGAAGGAAUCAGAGUAAAGUAAAACAGCAGCGGCUGCACACUCUAACGUGGAUAAAAUGGGAGGUUACCCCUUUUAGGGUAUAUCUGCACUGCAGCUGAGAGUGUGUUUCCCAGUGUUCAUAGACAGACACACACAGGAGCUUGAGCCAUUGUGGUACAGGAAGCAGCUUGGGCUAGCCACACAAGUACAAUCAUGUUCAACCCCCUGUGUACAUACUCGGGCAGCUAGACGGAGCCGCUGCCCAGGCCACCACAGCCACGCUGCUAUUCUUGGUGCACUGGUUCAAGCAGAGCUAGCACGUGUCUGUUUUCCCACGGUGGAGAAUAUGCUCCCAAAUGCAGCAUAUAUGGUCAGUCAGGAUCAUGCCUAUCGAUUAUUCAGACAGUAUAGGGCUGAUGUCAGAUGAUUCAUUAAAGUUUUUUGGCUGGAAACCAGUGAUUCUGAAGGAGGAUAAAGCUGCCAGGCACAGUAUGUGAAUAACUUCUGUAAGUGCAUUUUUGCUGUCACCCAGACCAACUAUCUGCUUAUGGGCAUAGUCUGCAUCUAUAAUCACCAUCGAAACCUACGUGGAACAGAAUGUUCAGUCAAGCUAUGUUUCAUGCAAAUAACUUUUCCAUUUCAGUUUGGGAAAUUUCAUUCCCCCCACCCCCAAUUUUGCUUCUCCAUAAAAGUAUGGGGCAACUGCUGUUUUUCUCAUUGCAUUAUGCAGCAGCAGAAAAUGCCACUUCCAUUGGAAUUUUUGAGUGGAAGCAAGACAGUGGCCAUCUUUGAAAAUGAUCUUUGGACAGAGGCAAGAGGAUGGGAAGCACAGUGAGAAACUGAUUUACAUCUAUGUCAUAGUCCUUUGUGAAACAGAGGGUAUGUCUACACUACGGAAUAAGGUCGAAUUUAUAGAAGUCGGUUUUUUAGAAAUCGGUUUUAUAUAUUCGAGUGUGUGUGUCCCCACAGAAAAUGCUCUAAGUGCAGUAACUCGGCGGAGUGCUUCCACAAUACCGAGGCUAGCGUCGACUUCCGGAGUGUUGCACUGUGGGUAGCUAUCCCACAGUUCCUGCAGUCUCCGCUGCCCAUUGGAAUUCUGGGUUGAGAUCCCAAUACCUGAUGGGGCUAAAACAUUGUCGCGGGUGGUUCUGGAUACAUAUCGUCAGGCCCCCCUUCCCUCUCUCCCUCCGUGAAAGCAAGGGCAGACAAUCGUUUCGCGCCUUUUUUCCUGAGUUACCUGUGCAGACGCCAUACCACGGCAAGCAUGGAGCCCGCUCAGGUAACCGUCACCGUAUGUCUCCUGGGUGCUGGCAGACGCGGUAUGGCAUUGCUACACAGUAGCAGCAACCCAUUGCCUUCUGGCAGCAGACGGUGCAGUACGACUGGUAGCCGUCCUCGUCGUGUCCGAGGUGCUCCUGGCCACAUCGGCUGGGAGCGCCUGGGCAGACAUGGGCGCAGGGACUAAAUUUGGAGUGGCUUGACCAGAUAAUUCUCUUUAGUCCUGCAGUCAGUCCUAUUGAACCGUCUUUUGGUGAGCAGGCAGGCGAUACGGAUUGCUAGCAGUCGUACUGUACCAUCUUCUGCCGGGCAGGCAAGAGAUGAGGAUGGCUAGCAGUCGUAUUGUACCAUCUUCUGCCGAGCAGCCAUGAGAUGUGGAUGGCAUGCAGUCCUUCUGCACCGUCUGCUGCCAGCCAAAGAUGUAAAAGAUAGAUGGAGUGGAUCAAAACAAGAAAUAGACCAGAUUUGUUUUGUACUCAUUUGCUUCCCCCCCUCCCCUGUCUAGGGGACUCAUUCCUCUAGGUCACACUGCAGUCACUCACAGAGAAGGUGCAGCGAGGUAAAUCUAGCCAUGUAUCAAUCAGAGGCCAGGCUAACCUCCUUGUUCCAAUAAGAACAAUAACUUAGGUGCACCAUUUCUUAUUGGAACCCUCCGUGAAGUCCUGCCUGAAAUACUCCUUGAUGUAAAGCCACCCCCUUUGUUGAUUUUAGCUCCCUGAAGCCAACCCUGUAAGCCGUGUCGUCAGUCGCCCCUCCCUCCGUCAGAGCAACGGCAGACAAUCGUUCCGCGCCUUUUUUCUGUGCGGACGCCAUAUCAAGGCAAGCAUGGAGGCCGCUCAGCUCACUUUGGCAAUUAGGAGCACAUUAAACACCACACGCAUUAUCCAGCAGUAUAUGCAGCACCAGAACCUGGCAGAGAGAUACCGGGCGAGGAGGCGACAUCAGUGCGGUCACGUGAGUGAUCAGGACAUGGACACAGAUUUCUCUGAAAGCAUGGGCCCUGCCAAUGCAUGCAUCAUGGUGCUAAUGGGGCAGGUUCAUGCUGUGGAACGCCGAUUCUGGGCUCGGGAAACAAGCACAGACUGGUGGGACCGCAUAGUGUUGCAGGUCUGGGACGAUUCCCAGUGGCUGCGAAACUUUCGCAUGCGUAAGGGCACUUUCAUGGAACCUUGUGACUUGCUUUCCCCUGCCCUGAAGCGCAUGAAUACCAAGAUGAGAGCAGCCCUCACAGUUGAGAAGCGAGUGGCGAUAGCCCUGUGGAAGCUUGCAACGCCAGACAGCUACCGGUCAGUUGGGAAUCAAUUUGGAGUGGGCAAAUCUACUGUUGGGGCUGCUGUGAUGCAAGUAGCCCACGCAAUCAAAGAUCUGCUGAUAUCAGAGGUAGUGACCCUGGGAAAUGUGCAGGUCAUAGUGGAUGGCUUUGCUGCAAUGGGAUUCCCUAACUGUGGUGGGGACAUAGACGGAACCCAUAUCCCUAUCUUGGCACCGGAGCACCAAGCCGCCGAGUACAUAAAUCGCAAGGGUACUUUUCAAUAGUGCUGCAAGCUCUGGUGGAUCACAAGGGACGUUUCACCAACAUCAACGUGGGAUGGCCGGGAAAGGUACAUGACGCUCGCAUCUUCAGGAACUCUGGUCUGUUUCAAAAGCUGCAGGAAGGGACUUUAUUCCCAGACCAGAAAAUAACUGUUGGGGAUGUUGAAAUGCCUAUAUGUAUCCUUGGGGACCCAGCCUACCCCUUAAUGCCAUGGCUCAUGAAGCCGUACACAGGCAGCCUGGACAGUAGUCAGGAGCUGUUCAGUUACAGGCUGAGCAAGUGCAGAAUGGUGGUAGAAUGUGCAUUUGGACGUUUAAAGGCGCGCUGGCGCAGUUUACUGACUCGCUUAGACCUCAGCGAAACCAAUAUUUCCACUGUUAUUACUGCUUGCUGUGUGCUCCACAAUAUCUGUGAGAGUAAGGGGGAGACGUUUAUGGCGGGGUGGGAGGUUGAGGCAAAUCGCCUGGCUGCUGGUUACGCGCAGCCAGACACCAGGGCGGUUAGAAGAGCACAGGAGGGCGCGGUACGCAUCAGAGAAGCUUGGAAAACCAGUUUCAUGACUGGCCAGGCUACGGUGUGAAAGUUCUGUUUGUUUCUCCUUGAUGAAACCCCCCGCCCCUUGGUUCACUCUACUUCCCUGUAAGCUAACCACCCUUCCCUCCUCCCUUCAAUCACUGCUUGCAGAGGCAAUAAAGUCAUUGUUGCUUCACA